Messenger RNA from Linnemannia hyalina, 1434 nucleotides. NCBI's taxonomy places the organism in Eukaryota, Fungi, Mortierellomycota, Mortierellomycetes, Mortierellales, Mortierellaceae. The record is from the annotation of a GenBank genome assembly.
AUGGUGCUCAUGGACCAAAGUCUAGACGACAUCAUCAAGCUGAACAAGCUCGAGGCAAAAAAGGUCACCCAGAAGCCAACCCUCAAGGCUCCCCUCAAGUCACCCAAACGGACCACCCUCUCAAAGUCAAAGUCGCCCUACGGACGGCCGGUGCACAAGGAGGCCCCACUGUUCUCAGAGACGUACAAGGCCUGGAACGCCCCCGUCGCUGCCAUUUUCACCUCAGGAUAUGUGCCCAAGACAGAGCCCAUCAAAUUAGUUGUCUACAAUGAUCGCACCUCAAAGUCAACAAGGAACGACAUCGGCGCAUCGACCUCCUUGAAUUAUGAACCAGGAACAAAAAGCGGGAUUCGACUUUCAACCUCACAUCGAACCUGGACGGACACGUAUAGACCCGCGGCUUCAAAGGCAGGAGGAAAGUCAUCGCAGGGCGACUUCUAUCGACCAGAGCCCUCCGGAUCUCGGCGUCAUGAGAGCAGGCAACGCUGGAAUAGCAGAGAUGCAGCUCGAUUGCCGUCGUCUUCUGCGAGUCUUGGAAACUGGGACGACAGGAGGAAAAGCAGCAGCACUAGGGAGUCGGCACCUGUCUCUGGGACGGGCAUUGAUGAUGUUCGGAAGUACAUCAACAAAAAGUCUCAAAGCAACGGUGGCAGCAGCAACAAAAACCACAACAAUAACCAUAAUGGCAAGGGCAAGGAUAUCCAUGGCAACAAUCGUAGAGGAUCGCGCUCGGUGGACAACAGCGCCCCAUUGUCAUCAAAGUCUGAGGAUGGAGAUAUGGACAUUGUGGAAAUUAAACAGGAAGAGGAAGAACAGUUUAUUUCGAUCAAGGGAGCUGCCCCGGUUGAGGUGGAUGCUGUGAACGGGCCUGUUACCAUUGAGAUUGAAAACCUGGAUCGUGGAACCACUGCAGAAGAUGUGAAGGUGGUUUGUUCAAGAUUUGGUGAGAUCAAGUCAUGCGUGUGCUCGAAUGGAUUCUCUCAGGUGACGUAUGCCCGAAAGGCAGCAGGCGUUGCCGCGGUGGAAACCCUGAACGGCAAGAAGGCCGACAACAACCAAAUUCUUCGGGUGACAAUGCUGAAGGCGCCUAUUUUCCAUAGCGUGGCCAUCGUUCCGUCUCCACAUGUACCGAGCUCUAUUGCAGGACCAAUGAAGCUUUUGACAAGGGCCGUACAGGGAACUAUCACGAAUGCGGGCUCAAUCUACUCGAACCAAUUGAUGAUGGCCCAGCAGGUGCUGAAGAUGCAGCAGCACCGGGUGGCACAGCUUCAUCUAGAAGAACAGGAGAUGACUCUUCGUCGGAUUCAGGGAGUAACAGGACCUAUUCCAGGCCUGUCUUUGUCUGCUCUCCCUGUGUCUGUCCCUUCGCCUACGCUCCAAGAUCUGACGCAGAGCCUUGCUCGGGAGGAUCACAACAACAGCGGGUUGCUUUGA